GGGUGCGAAGGCGGGGCUACUAGACUGACGACACCCUCCUGAAUGUCCAGCCCCGCCUUCCCACCACCUUUGGGAUUUAGUUCGUGAAGCAAGAUCGCCCUCUCAGUGAAAGGCAGAUGUCCCUUUAAGGUUUGCUUUGCUGCUGCCUGUGGACUUUAGCCUAAACACGGUCCCGCGAAGUUGGCUUUAUUUGUCCAUGUCUCGGACAGAGCCUGGGUGGCUGCCAGUGAGAUUUCAGAGACUUGAGCGCGCAAAGGGGCGGGAGAUGUGGCAAUCCAUCUGGGAUCUGAGAAGCGUGGAGCGGGUUUAGCAGCAUUCGACCAAAACACAGGAAAUUACUCUUCCACCGCUCCAGGGCGCUGCAGCCGCUGGGGCCACUGCCGGACACCCGCGGAGACCACACCGAGUGACCCAGAGCGCAAGUCGCCGGCGUCUGGCUUCUGCCUGUUCCUGCCAGCUCCUGCCCACGAACCAGCGACGUGCUGGUUCCAGCAACCACUCCAGCAAUGGUCCCCAGGCGCCCUGCCAGCCUAGAGGUCACUGUAGCCUGCAUCUGGCUUCUCACCGUUAUCCUAGGCGUCUGCAUCUCCUUCAACGUUGAUGUGAAAAACUCCAUGAGUUUCAGUGGUCCGGUGGAGGACAUGUUUGGGUACACAGUUCAACAGUAUGAAAACGAAGAAGGCAAAUGGGUCCUUAUUGGUUCUCCUUUAGUUGGCCAACCCAAAGCAAGAACUGGAGAUGUCUAUAAGUGUCCGGUUGGGAGAGAGAGAUCAAUGCCUUGCGUGAAGUUGGAUUUACCAGUUAACACAUCGAUUCCUAAUGUCACAGAAAUAAAGGAAAACAUGACAUUUGGAUCAACUUUAGUCACCAACCCGAAGGGAGGAUUUCUGGCAUGUGGACCCUUGUAUGCCUAUAGAUGUGGACAUUUGCAUUAUACGACUGGCAUAUGUUCUGAUGUCAGCCCUACAUUUCAAGUUGUGAACUCGUUCGCCCCUGUACAAGAAUGUAGCACACAGCUGGACAUUGUCAUCGUCCUAGAUGGCUCCAACAGCAUCUACCCCUGGGAAAGUGUCACUGCCUUUUUAAACGACCUGCUUAAGAGGAUGGACAUUGGCCCUAAACAGACACAGGUUGGAAUUGUACAAUAUGGAGCAAAUGUAACACAUGAGUUCAACCUCAAUAAGUAUUCAUCCACAGAAGAGGUCCUGGUGGCAGCAAACAAAAUAGGCCGCAGGGGUGGUCUCCAGACGAUGACAGCCCUUGGAAUAGACACAGCCAGGAAAGAGGCAUUCACUGAAGCUCGGGGAGCCAGAAGGGGAGUGAAAAAAGUCAUGGUUAUUGUGACUGAUGGAGAAUCACAUGACAACUAUCGCCUGAAACAGGUCAUCCAAGACUGUGAGGAUGAAAACAUUCAGCGAUUUUCCAUAGCUAUCCUUGGCCAUUAUAACAGGGGGAACUUAAGCACCGAAAAAUUUGUGGAGGAGAUAAAAUCGAUCGCAAGUGAGCCCACCGAAAAGCACUUCUUCAAUGUCUCAGAUGAGUUGGCCCUGGUCACUAUUGUUAAAGCUCUGGGAGAAAGGAUAUUUGCUUUGGAAGCUACAGCUGACCAGUCAGCAGCUUCGUUUGAAAUGGAAAUGUCUCAGACCGGCUUCAGUGCUCAUUAUUCACAGGACUGGGUCAUGCUUGGAGCCGUGGGAGCCUAUGACUGGAACGGAACUGUGGUCAUGCAGAAGGCUAACCAGAUUGUCAUCCCUCAUAACACCACCUUUCAAACUGAGCCCACCAAGAUGAACGAGCCUCUUGCCUCUUACUUGGGUUACACAGUGAACUCUGCCACCAUCCCUGGAGAUGUGCUCUAUAUUGCUGGGCAGCCUCGAUACAAUCACACCGGCCAGGUUGUCAUCUACAAGAUGGAGGAUGGGGACGUCAACAUUCUGCAGACACUCAGUGGAGAGCAGAUCGGAUCCUACUUUGGUAGCGUCUUAACCACAAUUGACAUUGACAAAGAUUCUUACACUGAUCUGCUUCUCGUCGGGGCUCCCAUGUUUAUGGGGACAGAGAAAGAGGAACAGGGCAAGGUGUACGUGUACACUGUGAAUCAGACGAGGUUUGAAUAUCAAAUGAGCCUGGAACCAAUUAAGCAGACCUGCUGUUCAUCCCUGAAGGAUAAUUCAUGCACAAAAGAAAACAAGAAUGAGCCCUGUGGGGCCCGUUUUGGAACAGCAGUUGCUGCUGUAAAAGACCUCAACGUGGAUGGCUUUAAUGACGUCGUGAUUGGAGCUCCCCUGGAAGACGACCACGCAGGAGCUGUGUACAUUUAUCAUGGCAGUGGCAAGACCAUAAGGAAAGAGUAUGCACAACGCAUUCCCUCAGGUGGGGAUGGCAAGACGCUGAAAUUUUUUGGCCAGUCUAUCCACGGAGAGAUGGAUUUGAAUGGCGAUGGUCUGACUGACGUGACCAUUGGAGGCCUUGGAGGAGCUGCCCUCUUCUGGGCCAGAGAUGUGGCUGUAGUUAAAGUGACCAUGAAUUUUGAACCCAACAAAGUGAAUAUUCAAAAGAAAAACUGCCGUGUGGAGGGCAAAGAAACAGUAUGCAUAAAUGCUACAAUGUGUUUUCAUGUGAAAUUGAAGUCUAAAGAAGACUCAGUUUACGAGGCUGAUCUGCAGUACCGUGUCACCCUUGAUUCGCUGAGGCAGAUAUCACGGAGCUUUUUUUCUGGAACUCAGGAAAGGAGGAUUCAAAGAAACAUCACCGUUCGAGAAUCAGAAUGCAUCAGGCACUCCUUCUACAUGUUGGAUAAGCAUGACUUUCAGGACUCCGUGAGAGUGACUUUGGAUUUUAAUCUCACUGAUCCAGAAAAUGGGCCCGUGCUCGAUGACGCUCUGCCAAACUCAGUCCAUGAACAUAUUCCUUUUGCCAAAGACUGUGGGAACAAGGAAAGAUGCGUUUCAGACCUCACCCUGGAUGUGUCCACAACAGAAAAGAACCUGUUGAUUGUCAGAUCCCAGAAUGACAAGUUCAAUCUCAGCCUCACCGUCAAAAACAAGGGAGACAGUGCGUACAACACCAGGACAGUGGUUCAGUAUUCUCCAAAUCUGAUUUUUUCAGGAAUUGAGGAGAUCCAAAAAGAUAGCUGCGAAUCCAAUCAAAAUAUCACGUGUAGAGUUGGAUAUCCUUUCCUGAGGACAGGAGACGUGGUUAACUUCAAAAUAAUAUUCCAGUUUAAUACAUCACAUCUCUCAGAAAAUGCAAUUAUUCAUUUAAGUGCAACAAGUGACAGUGAAGAGCCCCUGGAAUCUCUUUAUGAUAAUGAAGUAAAUAUUUCCAUCCCAGUAAAAUAUGAAGUCGGACUGCAGUUUUACAGUUCUGCGAGUGAACACCACAUUUCAGUUGCUGCCAAUGAGACUGUUCCUGAGCUGAUUAAUUCCACUAAGGACAUUGGGGAUGAAAUUAAUGUCUUCUACACGAUUAGAAAAAGAGGGCAUUUCCCAAUGCCAGAACUUCGGCUGGCAAUUUCAUUUCCCAAUCUGACGUCAGAUGGCUAUCCUGUACUGUACCCGACUGGAUGGUCAUCUUCUGAGAAUGUAAACUGCAGGCCUCGAAGCCUUGAGGACCCUUUGGGUAUCAACUCUGGGAAGAAAAUGACAAUAUCAAAGUCUGAGGUUCUCAAAAGAGGCACAAUCCAGGACUGCAGUACCUGCAAGAUGGCUACCAUCACGUGUCAUCUCCUCCCCUCCGAUGUGAGUCAAGUGAAUGUCUCACUCAUCUUGUGGAAACCAACUUUCAUAAAAGCACAUUUUUCCAGCUUAAAUCUUACCAUACGGGGAGAACUUCAGAGUGAAAACUCAUCGCUGACUUUAAGCAGCAGCAACCGGAAACGAGAGCUGGCUAUUCAGAUAUCCAAAGACGGGCUCCCAGGCCGAGUGCCGCUGUGGGUUAUCGUCCUGAGCGCCUUUGCGGGACUCCUGCUGUUAAUGCUGCUUAUAUUAGCCCUGUGGAAGAUUGGAUUCUUCAAAAGGCCACUAAAGAAGAAAAUGGAGAAAUGAAAUAUUUAAGGAAAAAAACCCCAAUAACAACUAUUCAACAACCUAUCCUCAGGUUUGCCUCAAUCAUGUGAGAAGAAAUUCAGAAAUAUAGCCAAAGACGUGGUCGCAUAACUCUAUGUACUCCAUCAUCCAUCUAGGAUUGCUUACUUGGAAAGAGACAGAUCAAGUGUGACCCAGAAAGGCUACCCAAAGAUACAGUGUAGAAAGCAAUGGGAAAUAUUUUUAAUAAUUACUCAUUUUUGCUGAGUAAGUGAAAUGACAAAGUGUUUUAAAGAAGAAUCGUCCGUAUAAGUACCUUUAUGUGUUUACGUGCCACACAGAGCAUCUUAAGGGAUGCACAGACAGAGCUUGGCACUCCGUGGAGCAGUUACUCUCAGCACCAUGUAAAUAAAGAGUCUCCCCUUGGUUACAUCUUCAGAGUGACGCUCAGCAUUGGUAAACGACAACACGGGAAUGGGGUGAAAAGGCUCUCCCAGUUCAAAUGAGAAAAACUUUCCUUAGCCAAGCCCAUAUACAAUAUGGACUGAAAAUAGAAUUAAGUCACGGGUGACACUCAGUGACCUUGUGGAUCCCAUAAGGUGGAAAGAGUAUUUUUCCAGUGUGAUUGGAAAAUAGUGCAGUUGAGCUUAAAUUCUAUGUAGAAUAGACAGUCAAGAUGGAGUCCUUAUUUAAACAUGAGCGCACUGAAACUAUUAAUUUAAACUUUUACAGAAAGUAAAACUGCUUAAUUUAUAUUGAGCUCUAGAACACAAAACUCUUUUAUAAUAUAUAUAAUGUAUAUAUGUAUACAUAUAUAUAUAUAUAUAUUAUAUAUAAAGUUGAAGCAGCCUGUGUAGCAUAACAAUGAUAAGUCGUGAAAAGCCACACCAUGUGUGUGAUGCCCAGAGGGUUUCUUAAUGAAACGUGAGCAUACAUAGAUGACCCAAUAAAGCUGAUGUCACCUUUGCUGAGUAGUUAUUUAAUGCUAGGGCUUCUGGGAUGUUUCAUUAAGUAGGGGGCUUCUCAACUCUUGUAUAGGGAUCAUGUAAAACCACAAAAUAUGACUGUUUAUUUUAAUUUUUUUAAUUUUCUAACCACAUUUUAUGUUAUUGAAAAAAGCAGUCUCCCCGGCUAAUGUUAUAUUGUACCAAGAACUCACUGCUUUCGAACAUGGUGUAUCAGUAUUUAAAUAGAAAACCAGGUAAUUUAAAGAAUUUAUAUCUUGAAAACAUAUACUAACUGAGACAUACAACUCAUUUGUUUGCACUUCUGUUUUCCUGAAAUAAUCCCUGAGGCCCGUGGACUCUGCUGUAACAUAAGCUUCCAGAUUGCUCCAUUUCAAUUACCAUGAAUGAAUGUACGGUAUCAUCAUGUGUGAACUACUGCUGUAAAAUGUGCUGAUCCUCCUGCCCCAAAGCCACCUCUCCACUUGAUUGCUCACUGUAAGACCUGUCAGUAUCCAGAAAGAGCUGGGCUCCGCUUUCCUCAAAACUCAGCAAGCCAACAGAGAAAUUAAAUGCUAUUGGUUUGAUAUUUUAAAAAAAUUAUUUCUGAGAAUUAUCUUAGGGCUCAGAUUCAGCCUCUUGGCUUUCCACCCUUAUGUGUCAGAUCCUAAGGGCUAAAGGAUGGAUGAUGCUACAGUCAUCCCUGGCUGGAAGAGAGGUGGACUGGAAGCUAGAAGAAAGAUGCACCCCAUUUUCACUCUCUCGCCAGCUUUGGAAGUCAUACUUUCCUCCUGUGCUUUGCCCAACAGAACUCGGGUGUUUCUUGCUCAGGUACCAUGCUGCCCAACUCCAGUACAUACCUGCCCAGCGGCCCCACUCCUAGCUCCGUGCCUUUAGGAAUGAAAUUCAUUGAAUACAUGUAGAUUCAUCUCUUAUGUGAGGGGCUAAAAGGCACUGAACUUUGCACAUGGAGCUCUAAGUGGGCAGAUUUUAAACUAAAUAUGUUGUUGAGCAGUGGGGAAGCAGAAAUCAAGAUAGUUUGAACUUUUAAGAAAGGAGAGGAAGAGCUGUUUGGCCAGAUAAAAAGAUGUUAAAAGCCACUUGCCUGCCAGGUUUUAGCAUAAAUUAUUCCUGGUUAGUAGGAAAUAAGGAACCAGAUAUCUCAUUUCUCUGCAAACAUAAUUGAGUUUGUGUGUAUGUGUAUGUAGUUUUAUGUACACAUAUAAGCAUACCAUUUAAAUCCAGAGCAAUUGAAGAAUACCAAAAGGUAGAAUUUAUAAAACAUAAAGAAAGAAAUCACACCAAAGCUACCCCAAUUAGGAACAUUUAUUUCCUUUGCUUUUCAUACAAUAUUCACUCUUAUUAAUAUUUAAGUUUAGUUGUUCUUUCAUAAACUAAAAACCUAAAUGCAGAGGCUUUGAUCUUAAAAAUGUUAACAGAUGUCCCAGAUUAACUUUAUGGGAAUAUUCUAGAACAUAUAAAUAAUUAAGAAAUAUAUUAAACGCUAUAAUGUUAUUUUAAGGCAAUAAGAAAAUUGACUGAUACUUUAGACUAUUUACAAACUCGUCAAUUAAACUAAAUAUUUUGAAACUUUUUUAAAGCACUGUUGCUUCCACUAUUAACUGGACUUUGCAUGCCUUCUCUUUCCUGAGGAACCACACAAUGGAACACAAAUAAAUUACUCAACAACUUGUUCUUCAAGAGGAAAAAGUACCCCGAUAUAUAACUUUUGUGGCUUUUUUAUUCUCCUCAAAGUCACUUUCAGGCAGCUAGUAUGACCCUAUUCAGCUUACAGAAUUCCUAGAAACGUGCAUCAGGCCUUACUAACUAGUUUGAGAGACUGUAGCAGACCCCUGACAUAAGCUACAUUCUACAUACUAGAAUAAUUGAUGGAUAGAGAUGCAGACCAGUGUUCAGAGUCUAUUAACACACAUGAGCACAUGCUACAAUCAAACUUCAACUUGUGCUGAAUAUACUGGCCAAGUCAGUCCCAGAAGUUAGAUUGCUGAAGAUUAGUCAUAUUUUAGCUUUAAUAUCUAAAAUUAAUCAUUCUUUAAUAUGAAUAAAGUAAUAUGAACUUGAAGGAGGAAGGGAAUAAAAGCAAGAAAAUACAGAGGGGUUGCAUUUCUUGAGAGCCAGAGCUACUCAGAGGCACAACACACACACACACACACACACACACACACACACACACACACACACACACUGAUCCACUUCCUCACCCAACUCAUAGGCCUGAAAGUGGCCUGAGGGAAAAAUUCUUCCUUGACAAAUAUUUCUAACAUCUGUGGUCCAAUUUAAACAUCAACAAUGAAAUUAGUUAAAUUAGUUUUCUUUUUUGUUUUUCUGGUUUCUUUUUUCUUUUUAGCUUAAUAACCUUUAUUGCCCCCAGGACAAAACAGUUGACCUGCUUCCCAGGACGCAGGACCAAACAAAUGACGUUCCACUGCAGGCCGGGUCACAAGUGCCCUUCUACACUUGUAGGACUGGAACAUGCCCUGGCCAGGCAAAAUUACUCUGACUGAGCAACAAUCAGGUCUCUUUUCUUAUGAUGGCAAAAUAAUGAUCUAUACACUGUGGGAGAAAAUUGGGGAAGACAAGGAAAUGAACCCAAAUACCAGAAGGACAGGCUAGGCUCCCAGGCACUAGGAUCAUGGGCAAUGUAGACCCUAAAUAUUUUCUUUGUCAUAAAGAUACUUGAAAAAAAACUUGUAGAAAGAGAUUUUUAUGAAUUUGAUGCUUAGGCAGCCAGAAUAAUUUUAUCUAUAAAUAGACAUAUAUGAUGUGCAUAUAUUUUCAUAGGAAAUCGUUUACUUUUUCUUUAAUAAACCAAGGUCCAGGCUCAAUUUUAGGAAAGCAAGUUUGUACCAAAAGGAAAAAAAAAACAUGGUCUGUGAUGGAGUAGGACUGCAUUGCAGUAGAAGCUGUGUGGAAAGCCAGGGGUCAACUCAUAGUAGGUCCACAGUUAACACACUGAAUGGCAGCCAUUGGUUGCCAUGGAAUGUGUUUUUCCAUAGCAACUUCUCUGCCGAACAUACCACCAGUUUCACAUGAAAUUCCUAUCCUGUUCUGCAAUAAAGUGGCUUCUGGAAAAUUAGAUGUUCAAAAUAGCAUUGUAGGCAGUUCUCGUUCAUUGCCCAGACCUCCCAAGCAUCCUUCCCCCAUUACUCUUCUCAAAUAAAGGUUUCGGGAAGACUGCAUUGGUACCUGUCACUAAGACAAGUACUCCUUUUGCUGCAAAUGCCAACUUCACGGAACGGAUCAUUCAUGCAGGUUUUCCAACCCAGUUUCCCAUAAUGACACUCCAAAGGGUUGGUGUGCAGUAUAUUGUACUUCUGAGAUGCAGCAUCCUUCCUGAAGACGUUUGCAACCACGUGGGUGACUGUUCUCUGUAGUUCUGUGGGAGAAACAGGAGGGAGUUAGACCUUCGGCUACACCUCUUAAGUAUCCUACAUCCCCUGUCCUCAGCCAAGGGCCGGUUCUAAAACCUGAAGGAAGGGCAUUUUGCUCAAGCUGAUGCUGCUUUAAAAUCGUGACCUACAAAUUAAUUGCCUAUAAAAGACUUUAAAUGUAGACACAACUUCAAAAUGAGUCCCCUGGGCUCCAACUUCCAACUGGACAGUGGCCCCCACAGCUCCAUCUACUCAGAAUCCAGAAACCACCGCUACCCAUUCAUUCUGUACUGAAAGGAAAGUCAGAGCCCAUUGCAAAAGGCCACAUGCAAGGCUGGGUGUAUAGCCCAGUGUCUGAGUGCAGAGCGAACUCAUGCAAGGCCCUAGGUUUCCACUUGAGCACCGCAUAAGGUGAAAGAGCCUGAUCAUGCCACCAUUCCUCAAACGGAAGUACUCUGGUACAACACUGCUUUAAAAAAAAUACACAAAUUUCCUUUGAAAUCUUAGGAGAAAAAGCUAUGGCAUUAAACUACAGCAUUGUGUCUUGUUUGCUAACGGGCGUCUUUCAUCUUCGUAUUAAAACUGCACUUGAAGGUAGAAGUUCGGAGUAAGAGAUUUAACCACACACCUUGAGGAAGGUACAGAGUAGUUUGGUGAGUCAGGCAAGUCCCAGCCCUAGGGCCCUAACUCAUCUGACCAGGGGCGUACAGGACCCCUAACCUAUGGAAAUAGAUCAUCUACCAUGACCAAGGGUCAAGUUCAGAGCCUCCACUGGCCCGCCACAGCCAAGGCUCAGUUCCCCCACCUCAGCCACACUUAAGAAGCAUUUCUUGGUGAAACUUUUACUGCACCAAAGAUGUGCAAGGCUGAGGCUCACUUAUCACUGUUGGUUUUGAGAGCAGCUCUGUUUGUUUACAUUGUUGCUUGCAUACUGCAAACUCCACCCCCACCCCAUGAGACAAGACUUCCUUUUUUUUUAUCCUCUGUGCAUGGCCUGCAGGAUUGGGGUGGUAGAAGAUGACAGGAACCAGAGUCUGUUUGCAGCCCUCCUCCCUCCCUCCACCAGGAGAUGCUUUGAUCUGGGGCUUCCUCAGCAGGGUUGUCCCCUGCCACAUGCCUCUUGUGGCAGAUUGGCUAGUGUCCUCUUAGAGUUUGUGACCAAAGACUCAGAAAUCCCUCACGUAUCCCAGCAAGGGAAUCAUGACUAUAAAGCAGGGGCCAAGGACACUCAGCACUGUGACUACGUUUGGCAUUUGUGUUUUAAGGUCCAGGUCUAAAGAAAGGAGUGUGGGGUCUAGAGGCUCUUAUACUACCGUUGGAGGCCGGAUAUCUGAUCUUUCACAUGUUUGAUCUAUGCAUAUAAACUAAGAACAAAAAUCUUAAAAAAAAAUUCUGAAGGCAUCAGAGUGAAAACCCACUGUGUUCAUGAGUAAUCCCUGGAGAUACUGUCUAUCCCCACAUCUGUAUUCUAAGAGGCAGAGAGAGAUGGAGUUGAGAGAGCAGAGGAGACAGGAGUAUUGUUCAUCUCUUCCUCCUUAGAGCAACCACAGCAAGGGAAGCCAUCACAUGUAGAUUCAAUGUAACAUGAUAACUUAAGCUUUGAUACAUAUACAAGAAACUGGGGUAGACAAGGACUCAAAACUCCUAUCUGAUUUCUAACAACCCAAUCUAUGAAAAUGGCCAAAGCCUCCUGAGACCGCCUGUGUUCCACCCACAGCAGUCCCAGAUGUACUUGGCACUGUGAGAGCAAAAGUAUACUCUUACUUAUGAGCUACCCCAGGCUAAGUGUCUGGGCUUAACACCCCCCAGCCUUAUAUGAAAACCAGUGUCUGAAACACUUUGGAGAUUCUGCAUUCUGGAGCCGGUCCACAAAGGAGAUCCUGGUAGUCAGCCUUUGGAUCUGAGAAGCCUGCUGCCCUCACUCAGGAAUCAGCAGUUCCUGGCUGCAGGAAACAUGCAGGGAUGGUCUGCUGUAUUACUACUGUGAAGCUGUCCUGGUUGUUAAUAGGCAGUGUGCACUCCGUAUCCAUUUUAUGAAAAAAAAAAAAAAAAAAGAAGUACAUUGCAUUUA
Messenger RNA from Mus caroli (Ryukyu mouse), 10432 nucleotides. RefSeq names its product integrin subunit alpha 1 (gene Itga1). Gene Ontology annotation, cellular component: external side of plasma membrane; integrin complex. Gene Ontology annotation, molecular function: integrin binding. Gene Ontology annotation, biological process: cell-cell adhesion; cell-matrix adhesion; cell adhesion mediated by integrin. The record is from RefSeq and is a predicted model, not a curated record. Lineage: Eukaryota; Metazoa; Chordata; Mammalia; Rodentia; Muridae.